Messenger RNA from Zootoca vivipara (common lizard), 10754 nucleotides. Lineage: Eukaryota; Metazoa; Chordata; Lepidosauria; Squamata; Lacertidae. The record is from RefSeq and is a predicted model, not a curated record.
CUCCCACCACCGCUCAGCUUCGGGCCAUGCAGCCCACAACGCUCCGGCAGCGCGGAAGGAGCCAGCAGCGCUUCCGCCAUCACCCUGGCGGCAGGGAAGGACCCGCGGACCUCCUGCCGCCACUCAGCUUUGGGCCAUGCAGGCCAACCAGACCCAGCAGGCCGCCUCCGGGAUCCGGCAGCAGCAGGAGGUGGCUUGCUGCGCGUCCCGAGCCCUGAGCCAGCAGGACCCAGUAAGGAGGUACCGUACUUACAGUAACAAUAAAAAAAGACACCCCCCGAAAAUAAGCCAUAGGCUUAUUUUCUUGAGUGAAAUAAAUGUAAGACGGUGUCUUAUAAUGUGGGAAACACGGUACUCCUGAAAUUGAGGCAUUGAGGUAAUGACAGUUGCCUUUCGAAUCCUCUUGAUUGGUUGGGAGAGCAUUCUUACACAUCAGAGAAUCCACACAGAAAAGGGCCCUUUCUGAAGCAGCUUGGAACAAGGGGCAGCUUUGUGGUGCUGUGAAUUAACUUUGGUCUCUGAACAUCAUAGACAUCCCUCCUCCAUUUCUUAGAUGGGAACAUGAAUUUACUUCAAAACACAGUGAGCCAUCCCUGCUGAGUUUGGCAGCCCUCUGGCCCUUCAAGCCACAUGGCGCCUUGGAUUCCUCCCCAUGGGACAGAACUCCUUUCCACAUUAAAACGAAAAGCAGCUGAAAAUAAGUGUAAAAUGUCACUUAGGACGUAGACAUUUGCAGGUUGGAUGUGUAAACUGUAGUCGUAUUUCUCCUGUUGUCAUCUCCCUCCCUCGCAUCAGGUAUCUCUCCCACUUCCAUUAACUUUUAUUUGCACAAAAUCUAGUCCAGCAUCCUGUUCUCACAGUGGGCAACUAGAUACCUCGGUGUGGGGUUGGGGACACAGACCUUUGCAUUACGGUGAACCAAAGCAGGGCAACCCCUCACCCGACAGUUACCAGAUUUCAGCAGGAAGCUCUGGGUGCCAGUGCAAAAUGGGAGCAAAGAAGUUUGCCCUUUUGCAGGUGUGAACAGUACUGAAAGCGGAUCGUGUCUGCUCCCCUCUCCCCCAAUACAUUUACAGAAGGAAAUGAGUCCACACUGUGGUUAGGGUUAAGUUCAAGAGCCCAUGUUGAUCGAAGGAAGGUGAUUAUGUUGGAGGGACGUGAUCGGUCAGGCAGAGGGUCUCCCCUGCAGAUCAAAAGCAAACCAGCCGGCAUUUUAAAAGGUUUUUACGUGCUGUCAAAACCAGGGCCCCAAAAAGCCGCAAAGCAGACAGUUCCAACUGCAGUGCAUAAAAAUAUACAAUUGUGGUCAGACCCUAGCAGCUUGCUUAAAACGGUUAUUCCCCAUGCUUCCCUUUUCAUGUAAUUUGCAGGUGUUGAGGUCCUCUCCCUCCUGCCUUCAUCCAAACUUUUCCUUAGACAAGCAGAAACAGAGGAGGGACAAAGCCUUUAUAGCUAAAGGCCUGCUGUGCAGACCCAUGAAGGUCCUUUAAGGACAUCUGGAGAAGCUCUCAAAGGCAUCCAGUAACUGUCUCAGGUUAGGCCUGCCUCUUUCAAUGAUGGGAGAAGCCUGUUCCAGAUUGUUGUAUUCGUGUUGUCCUGAUUUCUGUCACCAGACCAUUGUUUUUCCUCAUUAGAUGUACCGUGCUUCUGAAUUCUGCUUUUGAAUCAGCGUUGUUCUCUGGUUCUGGAUAAGAAUAGACAGUGUAUUUUUUUUUUCUGGGGGCCCGCGAGAGUAUGCAUACCCCUAAACAUUUUGUGAAUCUUUGUACUUUUGUCCAUUUACUGUAUUUAUUUUCCCCGAUUUGAACUAUAAAAUUGUGGUUUUCUUGAGUCAAAAUGAGAGUACCCCUAUACAUAUAUAUUUUUUAGAAAACAGAUAUUCUGAGAACAGAUAUUCCAAGUCUUAGAAAAUCUAAAAGCUGUUCCAUCAGGUGACCUCUGCUUACACCAGGAGUCGGCAACGUUUUUUGAGGCUGGGCCUGUCCACUCCCCAGCAGACCUCUCAGUAGGCCGGAGCAUGUGUGUCAAGCUAUUUCCGGCGCUCUUCCAACCCGGAAGUCGUUCUCCGCAGCGAGAAAAAAAAUAGUGUCGCGGGGGGGGGAGCACAGAAUCCCCACACCGAUCCACGGAAUGGCCGUGGGCUGGUUCUAGGAAGCUGGAACCGGCCCAUGGCGCUUAGGUUGCCGACCUCUGGCUUACACCAUCAUUUCUCUUUCUCUCUCUCUCUCUCUCUCUCUUACACACACACACACACACACAUGCCUACCCUACUGUGGGAAAGCCUGGGUGAGUGACACCAUAAUGAAUUGAAAAUGUGUUCCGCUCAGCCCUGUGUUUGUGUGUGAUGUUUAGUUUUGGGUUGGUUUGUUCUAACAGCCGGUUGGUGCAAUGGCAUUUUGUUCCUUAAUAAAUUAUCUCAAAUGAGCAAGAAAGUGUCCAGAAUUUAAUUAUGGAAAAGGCACUGAUCUUCAAGUGGAAUACAGCACAAGAGAAUAAAAUCAGGAAAAGGAGGCAUUAAAAAUUAUUUUAAACCUCAAUAAAUAAUCCUCAGUACUUUCACCAGAUGCUCGGACACCAAGCAAAACAUCCCCGCUUAACAAGAACGUUUUAUUGUCACCUGAGGAAGAAAGCUUAUUUCACAUAACAAAUCCUGACCUCCGUUCAGACUGUAUUGUUGAGGUUCCUUCUGCACCAAGUUCAGGAGCAAACCCUGCUUUCUCUUCUCUCUCUCUUUCUCCCCCAGCAGAUAAUGCCAGGAGGAAACAUUUCUGACCAGACUGUGACUACCGCUUUGCCCUGUAAUCUCAAGCCCAUAAUGCAUAUGCAAGAUUAGUACUUGAAAAUCACAGCACCAUUGAUCUUUAGGAGCAUAUUGUUUAAACAGGCCCAUUUGUGAGGGGGACCCCAAAAUUUAGUACAAGGGUUCCCAAACUGUGGUCUGUGGUGGUUUGUAUGAAAUAUUGAUUUUAAUUGUAUUUCUGGUGUACUGUAUCAAGAAAUGGAGGGUACAUUUCACCAUGUGUGGUGGACAUGCAAAUCAGCGAAGGGUUUUUGGGAAAUGACCUAUAACAAUAUAGAUGAUAUAUAAUGAAUUGGGGGGGGUGUUUUAAAGGACUUUUAUAAAAAGACCAGAAAUCUUAUUAUUAGGAAUACUAGGAUGUCCCCACAGAUCAAAAUGAUUUGUUACUUGACGCAAUCACGGCAGCCCGAAUGAUAUAUGCUCGUAAAUGGACAGAGGGGAGAACGCCAACGAAGGAGGAAUGGCAAAUGAAAUGGAUGGAACAUGUGGAAUUAGCAAAUAUGAAUUAUAGAAGGAGAGACCAGGAAGGUGGAAUAUGGUAUUUAAGGAGGAGUGAAAAAUGUUUGCAGAAUAUCUGAAAAAUCAUGUCAAACAGGUUAAAGCGUUAGCAGGGUUGGAGUAAAUUCAGCGGUUUAAAGUAUAUGAAGAUGUAAUGAGGAGGGAGAGGGGAAAUUAUGGAGUAAUUAGAAUAUGCAGUUGUAAUAUCUAGAACCAUUAAAAGGGGAAAUGGAAGUCAGUGACUACGAUUGUGUGAGUAAAUUGAAUGGAAUAUGAAAACUUGGUAAUGGGGGGGAAAGCAUAAAGGGAGAGAGAGAAUGAGAAUGCAGUGCCAGGGCUCUGGCACUAGACUAGAGCCCUUCCUCCAUCCUCUAGAAGCUAGUUCUUCUUUUGUUUCUUAUACUGUAUUGUCUUUCCUUGUGCCAUGGAACUCCAAUUGUAAUACCAAUAAAAUGUAAAAUGAGAAAUAAGAUUCAAUAGAAGAAAUAGAAGAAGAAAUAAAAAUGCAAUUAAACAAACAUGCAGCAUCUACCACAGUGCAUUACAGUUGCUACAACAGAUGAAAAAGGCAUUAAGUGAUCUUCCAAGGCCACCAGCAAUUUUCAUGUGAUCUGGUUUCAAGUGACACAACUGUGCGAAUCUGAAUAAGGCACAAUGUUCCUUUGUUCUGAGGUUUCUACAGUGCUGGAUUCAGAAGCAAACCCUGUCUUCCUCCUUUCUCUUCCUCCGUGAGCAGAUGAUGCCAGGAGCAAAUUUUUCUGCCUGGGUUGUGGUCACAGCUUUGCCCUUCCGUUUUAAGCCUGAAUUUGAACACGGAACACAAAAUUUGCACUUGAGCCUCACACCACCUGUCUACACAAUGGAUUUUUGUGUUUUAUCUUAUCCUGGAGUGGCUUGAUUCCUUUUUGUUGCCCAAUGCUAUGGUGAUUUGGGGUGUUUUUCAACACUACAGUUCUAAGUAGUUUUUUAAAAAAGCACUUCCAGAUCCUCAUAAACAGCAGCUUACCUGGGUCUCAACACAUAGCAUUUUUACUCAAAAUUGAGUCCCCCAGGUGUUGUUGGACUACAACUCCCAUAAUCCCUAGCUAGUAGGUCCAGUGGUCAGGGAUGAUGGGAAUUGUAGUAAAAAAAAAACCAGGGAGGGGCAAGUUUGAGAAACACAGGAAGAGACUACAUCUCCCAGAAGGCUUUGGGAAAGACCGCCAGGCGUGGGAGGCCCCACAAUGCAACAGGCUCUCUGGCAUAAGAAUUUUCCGCAGUGUAGGUUGCUUUGGGAGCUCAUCACCGAAGAGAAGCUGCAGCUGACUCUUGUAAGGGGUGAAUGCAGAAUCAUAGAAUCUCUGGACUGAAAGGGUCCAGAGGGUCAUCUAGUCCAACCCCCUGCAAUGCAGGUAUCAGCCAACGCAUCCAUGACAGAUUGCCAUCCAACCCUGCUUAAAAACUUCCAAGGAAGGAGAUUCUGCAACCUCCUGAGGGAGACCGUUCCCACUGUCAAACAGCUCUUAUUAUCAGAGAGUUAUUCCUUAUGUCUAGUUGGAAUCUCCUUAUAUCAUAUUGUACUGACUGUAAAUCAAACUUGUGUCCCCAGGUGUUGUUGGACUGCAACACCCAUCAUCAUUUGCUUGCAGGAACAGUGGUCAGGAAUGAUGGGACUUUGUAGGGUGGGUACCCAAAUUUGAGAAACUCUGGAAGAAACAACAUCUCCAGGAAGGCUCUGGGUCUGGAUAAGAAAGAGGGCUUGAGAUGCCCCACAAUGCAAUGGGCUUUUGCUUUAUCCCAUCAGCCCUCAGGCACUACUCUUGGCAGGAAGGGGAAGAGGCAGAACAGGAUUGUUGUGAUAAGGAAAAGCACACUGGAGUAAGACAGAGGUCACUUGCAGGGUUCCCUUUGGGAGCUCAUCACAGAAGAGAAGCAGGGGAGGGGAGGUACAGUGGUGCCUCACUAGACGAAAUCAAUUCGUUCCACGGAUCAAUUCGUGUAACGAAUUUUUCAUCUAGCGAGUCCCAGUUUCCCAUAGGAAUGCAUUGAAACUUAAUGUGUUCCUAUAGGCUCUGGGGGACUGGCGGCGGCAUGCGAUGGGGCUUCAGAGAAGGUCUCCGAAGCCCCGUCCGAUGCCGGCUGUGUGCGAGGCGGCGGGGGGAGAAGCUCUCUGCUCCCAGCCACCGCCUUGCCUGCCUCCCCCGACAUGGAGCGCAGUUUCGGAGGUCUCUGAAGUUGCACUCCAUGCCGGCUGUGCGCGGCGAGAGGCGGCGGGGGAAGAGUUUCUCCCGCUGCCGCUUCCCGUCUGCCUCCCCCGACAUAGAGCGCAGUUUCGGAGACCUCCGAAACUGCGCUCCAUGCCGGCUUUGCGCUGUGAGUGGCGGCAGUGGGGAAGAUUUUCCCCAGAUUGGCCUUUAAUCCAACCAAUCCCUAAAGAGCAAGUUUUCCCGUGGAAAGGAGUGGGGCAAGGGGCAGGGGCAUAGGAAGAUAGGGGCAGUGGGGGCGGGGUGCCCGAGCGGCGUGAUCCCAAGGGCGCCAUCGCGGGUGCCCGCCCUGCCCCCAAACGCGCACCCCGCCCCUUCGGGCACACCCCAAAACACCGCCCCUGUGCAUGGCAUGCCCCGCCCCAAAAUGCAUGCCCCGCCCCUGUGUGCAGCACUUCCUGCCCCAAAACGUGCAUCCCACCCCCCAAAACGCACAUCUCGCCCCUGCACACGGCAUGCCCUGUCCCCAAAACGUGCGCCGUGACACGCCCCCAGACCGCGUGCACGUCCCUGGGGGCAGUGCACCUUCUCUCUGCCCCGGUGGCAGAGCAUGAAGCUCCGCCUCUGGCAAGGGGGGUACUGCUCAGACACGUACUUUCCUGAGUGUGUGAGGGAAAGAGCAGGGAGAGGUAGAAUUUAAGAGUUGGAAGGGGAUCUGCGGGAAAUCUAGUCCAACCCCCUGCAAUGAAGCAAUUAUUAGAAUAUGCAGUUGCAAUGGGUAAAUAUAUGGAACCAUGGAAGGGGGGAAGGGAAGUCGAUGACAAUGAUUAUGUGAAUAAAUUAAAUGGAAUUCUGUUGGGAGCCACCCAGAGUGGCUGGGGAAACCCAGCCAGAUGGGUGGGGUAAAGAUAGAUAACUAACUAAAUAAAUAAAUAUCCCAUAGGCCAAUGAGAGGCCACUGCUGAAAGUUUUAUUUUCAUACAGGGUGGUAAAAAGAGGCGGCCCCACGUCCUCCGUGAUCCUCUGCCAAGCCAUCAGUUGAAAGCCAAGGAGAACGAUGCAGAAUGGCUUUCCCCUGGGAGAGAUGUUGUUGCUGGAGCACUCCUACGCUCUCCCAGCAAGUCCAGGUGACACCAGGAGAAAAUAUACCUGUCCGAUCUGUGGCGAGUGCUUUGCCUUCACGUUGGCUCUUGCCGGACACCAGAGAAUCCACACAGGAGAGAAGCCCCAGAAGGGCAGUGAGAGCGGGGACUGUUUUGAUCAGAGUUCAGGGCUUUUGAGCCACCAAAGAACCUGUCAAAGAGAAAAACCCUAUAAGUGUGCAGAGUGUGGGAAAACAUUUACUCGCCGAUCCGUCCUUCUGCUCCAUCAGAAGUUCCAUGCAGGAAACAACUCCUAUGACUGCUGGGAGUGUGGAGCGAAACAUUCCCGACUCUCGGAUUUUGUGAAGCAUCUCAGAGCCCACACAAGAAUAAAACCAUACAAAUGCUUGGAGUGUGGGAAAUGUUUUCCCCGGAAUUCGCAGCUUUGUGAACACCAGAGAGUCCACACAGGAAAAAAACGGCACAAGUACUUGCAGUCUGAGACGAGCUUUUCUAGAUGGCAGCAACUGGUGAGACGUCAGCAGGUCUAUAAGGGGGGGAAACCCUGUAAGUGCAUGAAAUGUGGCAAAUCGUUUGCUCGGCACACUGCCCUUGCGAUCCAUCGGGAGGGCCACUGUGGAAAGAAACUACAUAAAUGCUUGCAGUGUAGGAAAUAUUUCCCUAGCCAAUCAGCUUUUGUGAAACAUCAGAGAAUUCACAUAGGCACAGGACGCCACCAAUGUGUUGGGUGCCAAAAACGUUUUCUCUGGAGAUCACAGCUUCUUGUACACCAGAAAAUCCCCACAGGAGAGCAAUCCCACAAAUGCAGUGAAUGUGAGUCAUGCUUCUCUUGUUGGCUACAACUUGUUAUUCAUCAGCAAACCCAUUCAGGAGAAAAGCCUCAUAUGUGCUUGGAGUGUGGGAAAUGCUUCCCCACAAAAUCAGAUCUUGUUCAACACCAGAUAAUCCACCCAGGAAAGAAACCUUAUCAAUGCACAGAGUGUGGGAAAUGUUUUUCUGAUAAAUCUGCCCUUUUGAGCCAUCAGACGGUUCACAAUGGAGAGAGGCCCCAUAAAUGUGUGGAGUGUGGGGAAAGGUUUGUUUUGCCGUCAGAACUUGAAAUCCAUCAGGGAAUCCACACAGGAGAGAAACCCUACAAAUGCGGGGAAUGUGGGAAAUGCUUUGCCGGCCUAGCAGACCUUGAUGAACACCAGAGAGUGCACAUAAGAGAGGGGCCUUAUGAAUGUGGAGAUUGUGGGAAAUGUUUUUCUACUUCAUCACAUCUUACUAGACAUAAGAAAGCCCACCCAGAAAAGCCAUAUAAAUGUUUGGACUGUGGAAUGAUAUUUUCUCAUUCACAUACCCUUAAGGGGCACCAGAAAAAACAUACAGUAAAUAGAUGCCAUGAAUGCUUGGAAUGUGGGAAAUGUUUUUAUAGGAGAGAGAGUCUUGUAAAACAUCAGAGAAUCCACACAGGGGAAAAGCCCUACAAAUGCUUAGAAUGUGGGAAAUGCUUUGCAAGGAAAGAGGGUCUUAUGAAACAUCAGAGAGUCCAUACAGGAGAGAUAUCCUAUAAAUGCACAGAGUGUGAGGAAUGUUUUACUAGCAAAUCACGGUUUAACAUCCAUCAGAAGAGCCAUGCAGGAGAGAAAUCCUACAAAUGCAUGGAAUGUGGAAAAUCCUUUCCCAAGAAAAAGACACUUCGUGGUCACCAGAAAACCCAUACUAAAUCGGAAGCCUACAAAUGUGUGCAAUGUAGAAAACUCUUUGCCAGCCUAGCAGACCUUGAUGAACACCAGAAAGUGCACAUAGGAGUGGGGCCUUAUAAAUGUGAAGAUUGUGGGAAACGUUUUUCUGCUUCAUCAAAUCUUAUUAGACAUCAGAGAGUCCACCCAAGAAAGCCAUAUAAAUGUUUGGACUGUGGAAUGAUAUUUUCUCAUUCACAUACCCUUAAGGGGCACCAGAAAAAACAUACAGUAGAUAGAUGUCAUAAAUGCUUGGAAUGUGGGAAAUGUUUUCCUAAGAAAUCCCGUCUUGUGCUUCAUCAGAGAACCCACACAGGCGAGAAGCCCUACAAAUGCUUAGAGUGUGGGAAAUUCUUUUCGAGGAGAGACAGUCUUAUGAAACAUCGGAAAAGCCACACAGGAGAGUUAUCCUAUAAAUGCAGAGAGUGUGAGGAAUGUUUUUCUAAUGAAUGGCGGUUUAUCAUGCAUCAGAAGAGCCAUGCAGGAAAGAAGCCCUACAAAUGCAUGGAAUGUGGAAAAUUCUUUACCAAGAGUACGAACCUUCGUAGACACCAAAGAAUUCAUACUAAUUCGGAACCCUAGAAAUAAUAUCUCAUAAUCCCUAGGACAAUCAAUACAGGAGACAAGCCCUACAAAUGCUUGGAGUGUGAAAAAUGUUUUACUGUAAACUCGGGGCUUCUUAUACCCAAGAGAGUCCACACAGGAGAGAGGCCUUACCAGUGUGUAGCGUGUGAGAAAUGUUUCUCACAGAGGAACCUUAAAAAACACCAGAGACUCCAUAAGGAAUAGAAAGCAUAUAAAUGUUGGGAGUGCGGGAAAUGUUGUUUUAAUAAGAUUUUGUUACAGAUUUUUCAUAAUACAAUAUGAUAAAAGAAACAAAUCUAAAUAAAAAACAGAAACAAAAAGACGGAUAAGAGAAAAUACCAAAGGAAAACAGCAAUAUAGAAGAAAAAAGGACUUCUGAUUCUCCCGUCUGUUACAUAAAUUAUUCAAAAUAUUCACCCUAGAAUGACACUCAACAGAUCUACUUUCUGUUAGGCAAUAUUUUCCCUGUCUUCUAUCCCAAAUGUAUCUGAUUUUCCUAUUCCUUUAUAUACGAAAAGUCCAAAAGGGGUUCUCUAAUUAUUGCUAUUAAUAAAUUUCAGCAAUCAUUUUUCUCUAAACAAACCUAUGAACUUUGCCUCUAUUACGGUAACUUCAACAACCAUUCCUCCAUAUUAAAUGUUAAAAUGUCUUUCCAUCUUUGUCCACACAAGAGUUUCUUCUGUUUAUAUAUUAAAAUAGUAUUCCACAAUCCUUUCCUUAUUGUGUAUUCAUUAAUUGAAUUUCCAGGUUGUAGAUGGAAAUCUUACUCUCUCAACUCUAUCUCUGCCGGCUCAGGGUAUCUCUUCAUUUCUCCAUCCAUGGCUUCAUUCCACUCCUCCAACAUCACAAUUCUACUUUUUCAUUCCGCUAAACACCUCUGGGAAGAGCUUUCCUUUAUUGAAAUUGCUCCCUGAAGUCUCUGUGUCCUCUUUGAUUCCAUUUUCCAUUUCAUCCUUCUCUCUCUCUCUCUCUCUGUCAAAUAGUUUUUAUUUGAUUUUUCAGUUAUAGAUUUACAACAAAACAAAACACAUUUCCAUAUACAGAGUUGUUUUCUCUGAAUCUUGAGACACCCCCCCCAUAUCCCCUCAAUGGGUCCUAAUGUCAGCGUUUUCAACUCCAUAUUAUAUCAAAUCUAUAUUUCAUAUCUAUCCAUAUUAUCCAUAGAAUUUGUUACAUUACAAGUGAGAUUAAAAUCCUGCUAAUGUUUUCAUCUGCUUACAGGUAGUCUCCUAAAUUAAUUAUAAAUGUUCCCCAUUCUUUCUUGAAGUUUUUGUCUUCUUGGUUCCUGAGCUUUCCGGUCAGUUUUGCCAUUUUGGUGUAGUCCAAAAGCUUGAUUUGCCAUUCUUCUCUGGUCGGGACUUUGUCUUCAUUCCAGUAGCAUCCGUGUGGCUCUUGUCACAUACAUAAAAAGUAUUUCCUGCUCCUUUGGGAUGUUAGUGUCAGUAAUUCGGCCAUCCCAGGGGCCAGUUGUCAGACUGGUCCCACGGGCCAAAUAUGCGAUUGCUCUCACAAACGUGAUGAACAACACACAAGUCAGUAAAUAAGGCUUAACUGCUUUAUUUACAUAUAAACAAACUGGGAGCUCUACAUCAUGGCUCCCUCUCUCUGGCAUCACAGCCAGUAAAGAGAAAAAACAAAGGAAACAACAGUCCCACGUAAACAUCCUGUCUACGUCACUUCCACUCUGUUUGAAUGAAAACACAUACAGUCAUAUGAUACACAAUAACCCUAUGACUGCAGACGGGGAAUGAAUCCUAACAAACUCCCCCGAUUUAUGCCCUGUGCUGCAGUUCACCUUUGGAACUACCUGCAACUGGAGUUGGCAUUGGCCAUACCAUCUUGCACUUCUGAUAAGUCAUGG